Messenger RNA from Pungitius pungitius (ninespine stickleback), 2246 nucleotides. RefSeq names its product pyruvate dehydrogenase (acetyl-transferring) kinase isozyme 2, mitochondrial-like. Gene Ontology annotation, molecular function: pyruvate dehydrogenase (acetyl-transferring) kinase activity. Gene Ontology annotation, biological process: regulation of glucose metabolic process; protein phosphorylation. Bases 112 to 1356 code for a protein of 414 amino acids. The transcript is spliced from 11 exons. Gene Ontology annotation, cellular component: mitochondrion. The record is from RefSeq and is a predicted model, not a curated record. NCBI's taxonomy places the organism in Eukaryota, Metazoa, Chordata, Actinopteri, Perciformes, Gasterosteidae.
GAAGGGUUCCGGGCGUCCUGCUGCAGACUGUCAAGCAUCCUCCGUCGCCCCUCAGCUGUCACUCAAGGACUGUUUAUCUUCUCUCCAAGAAGUUCUCUGGCCACUUUGAGGAUGACGAGUAAAGUUCGGUUCGUCGGCUCUGUGGUGAAGACGGCGGUUCGGGCCAACCUGCCUAAUUACAUCGACCACUUCUCCAGGUUCUCCCCCUCUCCUGUUUCCAUGAAGCAGUUUAUGGAUUUUGGUUCCACCAACGCCUGUGAGCGCACGUCGUUCGCGUUCCUGCGCCAGGAGCUCCCCGUGCGCCUGGCCAACAUCGUUAAGGAAAUCAGCGUGCUGCCGCAGCGGCUUCUGGCCACGCCCUCUGUCCAACUGCUGCACAGCUGGUACAUUCAAAGCCUGAUGGAGAUCUUGGAGUUCCUGGACAAGAGCCCCGAUGACCACAAAGUCCUUGAAAUGUUCGUGGACGUCUUGGAGUCCGUCAGAAACCGGCACAACGAUGUAGUCCCCACCAUGGCUCAGGGGAUCAUCGAGUACAAAGACGCUUUCGACCAGCAGGACGCCGUCACCGACCACAACAUCCAGUACUUCCUAGACCGUUUCUACACCAGCCGCAUCUCCAUCCGCAUGCUCAUCAACCAGCACACUCUUGUCUUCAAAGGCAACACAAACCCCGCCCACCCCAACACCAUUGGCUGUAUUGACUCCAUAUGUGACGUGACUGAAGUUGCGCAAGAUGCCUAUGCGAGUGCUAAGAUGCUGUGUGAGCAGUAUUACCUGGGAUCACCAGAGCUGGAGCUCAGGCAGAUGAAUGCCAACAACAACAAAGAGCCCAUUCAUAUCUCAUACGUCCCAUCUCACCUGUACCACAUGCUCUUUGAACUCUUCAAGAAUGCCAUGAGGGCAACCAUUGAGAACCACGAGGCAAGCAGGUCCCUCCCACCCAUCAAAGUCAUGGUCGCUCUUGGUGGAGAGGACCUGACGAUCAAGAUAAGUGACAGAGGAGGCGGUGUACCCUUCAGGAAGACGGAGCGUCUGUUCAGCUACAUGUAUUCCACGGCUCCCAGACCUUCCAUAGAAGAUAAGCACCGCGCCCCACUGGCGGGGUUUGGAUAUGGUCUGCCCAUCUCUCGCCUCUACACUCGUUACUUCCAGGGAGACUUGCAGCUUUACUCCAUGGAGGGGCACGGCACUGACGCGGUCAUCCACCUGAAGGCUUUGUCGACCGACUCGGUGGAGAGGUUGCCAGUUUUCAACAAGACUGCACUGCGUCACUACAAGUUGAGUUUGGAUGCGGAUGAUUGGUGCGUUCCCUCCAAGGAGCCACGAGACCUCGCCGUUUCCCGCGCCUCCAAGUGAUUUGGUGAUGACAGCUUUUGCCGCAGACCACAAGAAAACAUCCGUUGACAGAACGGGAUUUGUGGGACCAGAGCUGUUACCCCGGCCCGAUUAAAAAUGGCCGAGGAGAUCCAAUAGGAGGAAAGAGCAUCUGCGCCCUGAUGGUCUGGGAACCUUUUGUAUUCCAAGUCUUCUUCCUGUCCCUCCCUCCUCGUGUGUUUACGUGUGUGGUUUGGAUAGAGAAAGAGCAGAACCAUGCUGAUAUUUAAGGUAGUAGAUAGUCAAAGACGGAGUGAGGUGAAGAGGUUAAUUGCGAGCUCAUGGUAGUAUUGAAGAAUUUGAAGAAAAUAGCCCAUUGUGGACAUUACCCAACCAAUAUUGGCAUUGUACAAGCAUCUCACCCAAACACUAGUGACUUGUUUAGCUGAUUCCUCAAACUGACGUUAUUUCUAUGCUGCUUCCCAGCCAAUGAGGUCUUUAGGUUUAAAACAGUUUUGUGCCAGUGCAUAUUAACUAAGAAGCACAUCUCUGUGUUUUUGGUUCGUUCUUGUGUGCCUGAUGUUGCGAUACCUUGUCAGAUAUCUAAGCUCGGUCAGUGACGUGUGUUCAAUCAGUGAAACUGGUUUUGUUGUACCGUUGCUUGUCUUGUACGAUUGGACAAAGGAAGACUUGGGCUGAAUCCCUGCACAGUCAUUGAUUGAGGAACAUGGGGUUGGAUGCAGGUACUGCAGCAAUGUCACGGUGUAAACUGCUCUGCUGUAGACAGUGAUGGUUAUCAAUUAAUGGGCUUUGAUGAUAAUGAGUAGCUGUCUAUUGAUAAUAACUUGUAUGUUUGUGUCAAACUCACUAAGUGUAUAUAUUCUAUUGUAUAUUUGAAGUGAACAGUUCAUAAUAAAGACCUUCUAUUAUUU